AUGGCUUCCUACGGCCACCCUGCGCCGGUCGCCGCCCCGAGGCAUGGCCAGGCAGUCACAUACGGCGCCCCCAUCCCAGUGGUGCCAGGUUCCGGAGCUCCUGCUGGCACCUUUGCGCCUGGAACAAAGAUUCAGGUCGGCGGCCAUCGCGUGGUGAUACAGAAGUAUCUCUCCGAAGGAGGCUUCGCCCAUGUCUACCUCGUCAAGAUGCCCAAGCCUGUCGACGGCACAGAUCUGGCCGUGCUGAAGCGUGUUGCCGUCCCGGACAAGGACGCAUUGCGAGGCAUGCGUACCGAGGUCGAGACCAUGAAGCGGCUGAAGGGGCACCGCCCAAUUGUCACGUAUAUCGACUCACAUGCCUCCGAACUGAGGGGCGGGGGCUACGAGGUCUUCCUGCUCAUGGAAUACUGCAACGGCGGCGGCCUGAUCGAUUUCAUGAACACCCGGCUACAACAUAGGCUGACCGAGCCCGAGAUCCUCCAAAUAUUCACCGAUGUCGCAGAGGGUGUGGCCUGCAUGCACUAUCUGAAGCCCGCGUUGCUCCAUCGCGAUUUGAAAGUCGAAAACGUCCUUAUAAACGCGACGGCGUCCAGGAAGAAGUUCAAGCUGUGCGACUUCGGCUCUGCUGCUCCCCCGAGAGCUGCGCCAACAACCGUCGUUGACUGUCGGCUGGUGGAGGAGGACGUACAGAAGCACACGACCAUGCAAUACAGGAGCCCGGAGAUGAUCGAUGUAUAUCGAAAGCAACCUAUCGACGAGAAGUCAGAUAUUUGGGCAUUAGGCGUCUUGCUGUACAAGCUGUGCUACUACACAACGCCAUUCGAAGAGCAGGGCCAGCUGGCGAUUCUAAACGCAAGCUAUAGAUUCCCCAGCUACCCGGCCUUCUCGGAUGGAUUGAAAAAGUUAAUUGCAUCCAUGUUGAAAGAGCAACCGCAAGCCAGGCCCAAUAUUUACCAAGUGCUGAAGGAGUCCUGUGCCAUGCAGGGCCGUGAAGUUCCAAUUAAAGAUAUCUACACCGGCAGGUCGAAAUCGGAAGGGCGGCCUCAGGAGGCCCCUCGGCAAGACCCCUCGGCGCCUGCUGUUGGAGCUGUAUUCUCACCACCACCACAACAAGAGACAGUGAUACCAGAUAUUCAACCCAUGCGACGGGGCAGGCUUCCGGCUUCGGCUCCAAGGCCGAACCCAUCACCGAAGCCGACCCCGCCUACGGGGGUUACCAAUGGGGAUCCUUUUGCUGCGCUUGACGCCAACGCCAGUGUGAAGAGCGUCGACGAGCUGUCAUCUCGAUUCCCCACACUGGACCAAUUCUCGAUAUUGCACGAGAAAGGUGUCGCAUUUGACUUCGACAGUUCCAGCUCGCCAACGGCUUCGAAGAAAGUUCCCGAGGCCGCUGUGGAAGAGGCCUUCGCUGUGCCUCAGAGUCAGCCUUCUAAGCCGCCAUCAAACAGUAGAGCAUCUAAUGACAUAGGCCGUGGUCCUGCUCUGCCCUCGACUUCACCGGAAAGGCAGUCUGUCUUGCCAAUUAAGAGCGCGUCGGCUCCUCCGAAACCUACCGAGAUGAGCCGUGCAUCAGCCAUUAUCAAGAACACACCGGAACUGCAAGCCAUCUCUUCUGGAUCAGCCCAAGGCUUUCAACCGGCUCCCAGUCGAUCAAACAUGGUAUCAACAGGGACAAUGACGACCCCACCUCCCGAACGGCAGGCAUCCACAACUCCAUCACAAUACCAAAUUUACCGGUUUCCAAAUGACCACCACCGUUCCCCAAGUCUCUCGAGACAGCAGCAGCAGCAACCACUUCAAGAUGUUCCGCUGCCAGUUCGUACGGACUCCCCAUCUUUACGGCCUGUCGCGUCCCCUCGCAUACCGUCAUUCCAAGGUCAUUCACGACAACCGUCCUCGUCCAGGCCUUCUCUUGAGGGAGGGCGGCCUAGCAUGGAAAACUUUGAGCCUAUCACAAAGUCGAGAUCGAUGUCUUCACGUCCCCGCCCAGUCAGCACUCAUCUCGAGUCGAACCUAGAUUUUCUUCGCGAACAGGAAAAGAACUCGAGGCCUCUGGGGUCCCCCGGAAUUCCCUCACCCAGGAUUCCUCCAGCAGACCGAGCACCGUCACCGAACUUGCUUCUUGACGAUGACAUGAACAUUGAGUCGAAUGUUGACUUCCUCCGGUCCAUGGAAGAUACCCAGCCAAGGAAGAGUCUAGAGGGUAAGCGGUCGAGUCUUUCCAACCUCGGCAAGAAGUCCAUUUUUGCGGGGAAAUUUGGUGAUGCUUUCAAACGCUUCGAAGGCAGCCAGUCUGAGGGACCACCUCCAGCUCGCACUCCCUCGCCCUUCAAGGCCAUGGAUCGUAGAGACCUGACGCCCAUCGCUGGAUCAGAGGCCACAGAUGGUCGAAGUGAUGAUGGCCAGGCUCCAGGAGAUUCCGAGGAGUUGACACCAGCGAUGCGCCGCGAGAUAGAGCAGCGACAGCUCGAGGAAGAAGAAAGAAGGGUUGCUGCCGCGCAAGCGGAAUACCGUGCACGGCUUGCUCAGCGCGGGGGAGGCGGUAAACCUACACCGCCUCCGGUCGGUGGCUCCUCGCGUGCAAUAGCAAUACAGAACAAGGUGCAGAGCCUUCUGGACGAGAACGCUCGUUCAUCAGCCAACAUAAAGAAGACCGCGGAAGGCUAUGGCCAAUACACGGCACCCGCUGGGAGCUCAACACAGCCAGCCGAAGGGCGGCCAGAAAUACCGCGGAAGCCGAUUGGUACUGGUAGAGGCUCGACACCUCGUCCGAUGUCCAGCUCUAGCUCCCUGAAUCGAGCCGCAGGUAUGGCUCCAGCAGCUUCGGAUUUCAAACCCACACCGCCGCCCAAAGACCCGACCAGCAGGCCGAUGGCACCACCAAAGCCGGGACACCUAAAUAAAACCUUGACCAGCAGCAGCAGCAACCUCACUCUCCGGUCAUCCUCGCCACCGAAGCAAGGCAUGAGCACAGCCGGGAUGCGGCAAACGGGCAAACUAGAGGCGCUCAUUGCCGCUGAUCUCCCCGGCCAGCCAGCGCUGGAUAUGACUGCCGAAGAAAAGGAUGACUACGUCCGUGAUUUCUCUAAGAGAUUUCCUAGUCUGACAUCCAUCGAGAUGGUCGAACGAGAUUUGUCAGCCGAGGACAGUAAUAAGCCCACGGGAAGAUAG
This is a messenger RNA of Diaporthe amygdali, 3171 nucleotides long. RefSeq lists its product as uncharacterized. Lineage: Eukaryota; Fungi; Ascomycota; Sordariomycetes; Diaporthales; Diaporthaceae. Gene Ontology annotation, cellular component: cytoplasm. Bases 1 to 3171 code for a protein of 1056 amino acids. Gene Ontology annotation, molecular function: protein serine/threonine kinase activity; ATP binding. The transcript has 3 exons. Gene Ontology annotation, biological process: peptidyl-threonine phosphorylation; protein autophosphorylation; actin filament organization. The record is from RefSeq and is a predicted model, not a curated record.